Molecule: messenger RNA, 4035 nt
Organism: Branchiostoma floridae (Florida lancelet)
Lineage: Eukaryota; Metazoa; Chordata; Leptocardii; Amphioxiformes; Branchiostomatidae
Product: atrial natriuretic peptide receptor 1-like
Exons: 21
Coding region: 166-3399 (1077 amino acids)
Biological process (GO): receptor guanylyl cyclase signaling pathway; cGMP biosynthetic process; protein phosphorylation
Cellular component (GO): membrane
Molecular function (GO): guanylate cyclase activity; natriuretic peptide receptor activity; ATP binding
Source: RefSeq, a predicted model, not a curated record
UAUGAAAGUUAACUAUUAACAAGAGUUAACAUGCCGUGCAUAUAUAUAUCCACAGCCUGUCCCGUUUGAUGCAUUAACUUUGGCUCUCUGUCGCGCAUCAGUGUCCUAGACCACCCAACUCUAGGAUGUUUAGGUUUCUGUGGUCGUAAAUUCGAGCGUUUGACGAUGGAGGGUCUAGCCUCAGCUCUAUCACUGUUGCUUUUGAUUGUUGAGACAACGAGUGAUACAGUUAGGCUCGGAGUUAUUCUAGAGGACCGCUCUUCAGAACCCUAUUCGUACAGUUACGUAGCUCCAGCCGUCCAACUCGCAGUAGACCAGGUCAACACGGAAGGAUGGCUGGGCCCGCACCAGCUGACGGUACAGUAUCAGAAAAUCACCAACCUGGGACAGUAUGCGGCUAUACGCGUGGCCAUGGGCAUGUACUACAACGACAGCGGGUCCAAACCGGACCUUUUCCUGGGCCCGACUUCGGAGUACCCGGCGCAGACCGUGGUCCGUCUCGCCGCCUUUUGGGAGGUUCCUGUCAUGACCUGUUCAAUCGUCUGGCUCCUGGGACGGAAAAACGACCCACAAGACAAUGGAAAUUAUGAGACAGUCAUCAGAACGGUGCCCACAACCGACGACCUUGGACAAUUAGUGCUCCGGUUAUAUGACCGUUAUAACUGGACCAGAGGAUACCAGUUCUACCACAAGGCAAAGGGGAACAGUGACGACUUGUGUUACUUCGUCCAGGGGGGCAUUUGGUCGGAGUGGGUGGGAGCGGCCAAGGACCAAGGUUUAGCGGCUCUGACACACGAGACCAUCGGAGAGUUCAGCCAAGAUGACUACGAUCUAACAGACCCUGACAGUCUGAGGGAAGUGGACGAACGGUUCGCUGAUGAGUUGACACGAAUGAAAGGUGUUUCAAGAGUGAUUAUAACGUGCGCCAGCGCCCCCUAUGUGUGGAGACUGAUGAAGGUAGCCGGACAGAUGGGCAUGACCAAUGGUGACUACGUCUUCCUCAUCCUAGACAUGUUUGACCACGCCUACCUGCAGCGGGAGACCUGGGUCGGGUCAGAAGACAACCCGCAGGAGCAGCAAGACGUCUUAGACGCCUUCCGCGCCGCCUUUGUCAUCACCGUCCCGCGGCCCAACACCACGGCAUUCAGGGACUUCUCCAAUAAAGUUCGAGAAAUCGGGAGAAAGAACUUCGGCUUUGAUUCAAACGAAACGUUGGCUAACCCAUUUGUGGAAUCCUACUUUAACGACGUGUUACUGUACGCCACGGCCUUGAACCGCACACCUGGCUACAACUACACUAACGGCACGGAGAUGGCUCUGAGGAUGCGCAAUCUUUCUUUCACAGGCGCAGAUGGAGAGGAAGUCGUCGUUAAAAACGGAGACAGAGUCUUUGACUUCUUCGUCCUGGAUCUGAACCGUUCGAGUGAAAGUUUUGUGACGGCUCUAUUCUACAACGGCAGCUCUCAGAAUUUCACUGAACUAGAAAAGAUUGACUGGGUGAGCAGUGAGCCCAUGAGGGAACCCGAGGACUGUGUCUUUACAGACAACUGUCCAGAUCCUGUAGUCAUCCCCACAACAGUUAUAGUCCUGUCUGUGGUCAUCGGCGUUAUCGUCAUCGCAUCCUCAACCAUCAUAUACUUCUGCAAAAGGAAGAACGACCUUGCGGUUGCCCUGAGAGCUGAACAGGAAAAGCUGGUGCAGUGGGAAGAUAUCCAGAUGGACGAGGGCAGGCAUGUGGAGGGGGGAAGCGUAUACAGGAUGCAGGUCGCACCUGCAGAGGCCGCAGAUUUGCAAAGGUGGCAUUCACGACUCACCUUAGGCGCUGUGCAAGUGUUUGCCACGACCGGCAUAUACCAGGGCAAAAGAGUUGUGAUCAAGGAUGCUGACUGUGAGAAGGCAGCCAUCACACUGACAGAUGAUAUUCUUCUGGAGCUGAAGAGGAUGCGUGACUUGGCCCACGAUCACGUGGUCCGGUUUGUAGGAGUGUGCUUCAAGUCUCCCCGUGUCUUCAUCCUGACAGAGUACUGUCCGAGAGGCAGUCUACAGGACACCUUGGAGAACGAGGAGAUACACCUGGAUAUAGAGUUCCAAUGUUCCCUGAUGCACGACAUUGCAAAGGGUAUGGUGUACCUACACUCCAGUGAGGUUCAUUACCAUGGAAACCUCAAGUCAUCCAACUGCGUCGUUGACAGCCGCUUCGUGGUGAAGCUCACCGACUUCGGACUCCCGACUUUCCGGGCACCGCUGAAUAAACCACCACAAGGGGAGAGCUGCUACCGAAAGAGACUGUGGACAGCCCCAGAACUGUUACGUGGCUGUAACCUGACCGUGCACGCCAUUCAUCGGGCUGACGUCUACAGUUUCGGCAUCAUCAUGCAGGAAAUUGUGGAACGUCAGGGGGCUUUCUAUAUGGCUGAUGACCCUAACGCAAGCACCCAAGACAUUGUAGAGAAGGUCCAACGGGGAUAUGAAAAUGAUGGCGGGUUGUGUCGGCCAGACGUCCCUAUCAUUGAUGACGCUCGGUACAGUAAGGCACUGCAGACACUCAUGCAGCAGUGUUGGGAGGAAGACCCGAACCUCAGGCCGGAGUUUGGGUCAAUACGAACGCAGAUGAGACAAAUCGACAGGGGGCGUAACCUGAUGGACACCCUGCUGUCCCGGCUGGAACAGUACGCCAGUAACCUGGAGGAGAUGGUCCAGGAGCGCACGGAGGAGCUGGCGGUAGAGAAGAAGAAAUCAGACGAGCUGCUGUACCAGAUGCUGCCACAGGCAGUUGCCGAGGAUCUCCGACAAGGCCGGUCAGUUGAGGCGGAAACAUACGACAGGGUCACCAUCUACUUCAGCGACAUCGUCGGCUUUACCGGCCUGGUGGAGUCCAUGAAACCCGUCGAGGUCGUGGAUCUGCUUAAUGACCUCUACACAUUGUGGGACAAGAUCAUCAGCAGAUACAAUGUUUACAAGGUUGAAACCAUCGGAGACGCCUACAUGCUUGUGUCCGGUCUGCCCAAGAGAAACGGCAAUAAGCAUGCGCGAGAAAUAGCAAGCGUGUCUUUGGCCUUGAGACAAGCGGUCCAAGACACCAUGAAGAUCAGGAACAGACCUGAUCAGAAACUUAAGAUCCGGAUAGGACUGCACAGUGGUCCGUGUGCUGCUGGAGUAGUGGGACUGAAGAUGCCUCGGUACUGUCUGUUUGGUGACACUGUCAACAUUGCCUCUAGGAUGGAAUCAAAUGGAGAGGCCAUGAAGAUUCACGUAUCACCUGAAACCAAACGAGACCUGGAAUAUUUCACCAGUUUCAUCUUACAGGAGAGGGGAGAGAUCAUUGUCAAGGGUCGCGAGCUCCCCAUGACGACAUACUGGCUGCUAGGAGAGUUACAGGCGCCUGAAACUGUUGUCUGAGGAGGGAUGCAGGGAUCCAGGAUCGCCAACUGUCCAACGCAACUGUACAGUGUUCUAACAUGUAACGUUAUGUUUAAACAGAGUCAUUGACUUGUUAUAAUGUUCAGAUAUAUGACCUGUGUAUGUACAUUAUAUAGUAUUAGAUAAGAGAUGUAUGAUAGAGUUUCGCAGUAACUAAAGGUGAUUUGAAAUAUUCUAACAUAUUAUGUUAUGCAUGUUAUAUAGUAUAUUAUAUAAUGUUAUGUGGUAAUGAAACAACUAUAUACGGAAUGAUUUAUACGUGUCACAUACUUAAUGAUGAAUAUUGCAACCUAUUGUAUAACGUACAAUGUAUGCGACGUGAUGUAUUACACUUGACAGUUGAGUUGUGCAGGGCUCAACAUAUUUUGAGUUGACGUUUAGUGUAAGUGUAAGUAAGUAAGUUCAGUAUGUAUCAUCAGUAAGUAUUAUUCGUCAGUCCAGAUUAGCAAAAAAAGAGUCGAUCAGACUAAAGUCUGUGCUACUUACCGUGACCUGUAAUUUAUCGGUGACCCUUGAGGUCUUAAAUACUGAGCAUAUCUAAAGCUAGGGGCACAACCCGCCGUACGUGCAAUUUGUCCGUACGUUUUUUUUGGGAGGCCAAGUCCGCCACGUAUU